AUGGCUGAACACAUGUCACAAAGUUCCCCAAUGCAACAACAACAUUCCGCUGCUACGAGUGGAGCAGCAACGUCAACAUCUGCCACGUCUUCAUCGUCAAAUUAUCCUUGGCCAGAUCAAAAUGAGGGCAAACGAUGUUUCAGCAAUAACAAUAAUGGGAACAAUGCCAGCAAUCGAGGAGCCUUGAAAUGUGGUAAUAACAACUACAGCCAUAACAAUAACAAUAAUAAUGAUGAUGAUGAUGAGGACGAUGACGAAGUCGAUGCUGGCAAAAAUGACCAUCAGCUGCGCAUCAUUGCCAGCAACAACAAUAAAAAUAGUCAUGAAAAUACGGAGAUGAAGCACAUCAAGCAGGAGAUCAUGACCUCGUCUGUAGCUGUUGUCGACGACGACGACGAAGAUUCCGACGGCAACGAGCACUUGUGCAACUUGUGUCCCCAGAAACACGGCAAAUCCAAAAAGAAGAGAUCUUAA
This is a messenger RNA of Culicoides brevitarsis, 474 nucleotides long. RefSeq names its product nuclear transcription factor Y subunit gamma-like. Bases 1 to 474 code for a protein of 157 amino acids. The transcript has 4 exons. The record is from RefSeq and is a predicted model, not a curated record. NCBI's taxonomy places the organism in Eukaryota, Metazoa, Arthropoda, Insecta, Diptera, Ceratopogonidae.